Molecule: messenger RNA, 1232 nt
Organism: Pneumocystis murina B123
Lineage: Eukaryota; Fungi; Ascomycota; Pneumocystomycetes; Pneumocystales; Pneumocystaceae
Exons: 4
Coding region: 1-777 (258 amino acids)
Biological process (GO): protein insertion into mitochondrial inner membrane from matrix; mitochondrial respiratory chain complex IV assembly
Cellular component (GO): mitochondrial inner membrane
Molecular function (GO): membrane insertase activity
Source: RefSeq, a predicted model, not a curated record
AUGUUGUAUCGAAUAACUUAUCGUCCAAUUUCUCGAUUUUUUCAUGUUACUUCCUCACGACAUGAUUUUCUUGCUUUGGCUUGUACUGGGCUGCAAACAGUACAUGCUUUAGGAAUUCCCUGGUGGGCUACAAUUCCAUUGACUACAUUGCUUUUACGUACUGCUAUGGUGCCAAUUGUUCUUUGGUCAAGAAAUAGGAUGAUUCGAUAUAUAUAUAUUAAGCCGUUGAUUCGGGCAUGGAAAUGUCAAAUUGUAAGAUUUGAUAAUAUUAAAAGUGAAAAAUUUAAUGAAAAAAGAAGUGAGCUUUUUCGUCGCCAUAAUUGUCAUCCGAUUGGAUCAGUAGUUGUGCCUUUUAUACAAUUUCCAUUGUUUUUGACAAUGACGUUUGCAUUACGUGGUAUGUCUGGCUGGUCAAUUCCAUUAUUUCCGAAAUCAGACAUACCUAUGGAAGUUUCGUUGUCCUAUGAAGGAAUUGCAUGGAUGCAAGACUUAACAGUUCCUGAUUCUAUUGGGUUUUUGCCAGUUUGUUUAGGUUUAAUUAAUCUUAUAAAUAUUGAGUUAAAUAUUUAUUUUCAUAAAGAAAUGUUUUUUGUAUCAACAUUUAUGACACGUUUUGCACAAGUUAAUGCACUAAUUUUUAUUUUUAUUUCAAUGCAAGCACCCAUAGCAUUAUGUUUAUAUUGGAUAACUUCUUCUUUAUUUUCAGCUGCACAAAAUGCUGUUUUAAAUGUAAUAAUGCCUUUUCCUCGUUCUUUUAUGAUGCGUUUUAAGAAUUAAAUUGCAAAAAAUCAAAAUUCUCUAAACUGAGUACGAUAGAUACGUUCACGUCUAUGAGUUUGUUCAUAUUUCAAGAGAAUAUCCAUGAUAUCUAGCCAACGGUUACAAAAUGUUUCUUGUGAGAAACGUAUAGAUGAUUCUUUAGCCCUUUUUCUCAUGGAAUCAAUGUCUUCUUGGGACAUUGAAAAGAUAUCAUUAAAUGCUUUUGCAAAAGAAGAUGGUGUAGAAGCAUGAUAUCCUAUAGAUAAUAAAUAGAUAUGUUAUGAUUAUUUUUUCGAAUUGUUACCUGUUGGUUUUCCUUUAUAGUCUACAACGAUAUCAAGUUUGGGCCCACCUGAGUCGUGUAUAACAGGAAUAAGUGCUGCUGCCAUAUAUUCAACAAUGGCUAUUCCAAAAUGUUCAUUCCACAUUGUAUUGACGCCAAUCCAGGAUUUUUUAAGCCAUGUGACUAUCUC